Messenger RNA from Emericellopsis atlantica, 1176 nucleotides. RefSeq names its product NADP-dependent oxidoreductase domain-containing protein. The record is from RefSeq and is a predicted model, not a curated record. NCBI's taxonomy places the organism in Eukaryota, Fungi, Ascomycota, Sordariomycetes, Hypocreales, Bionectriaceae. The coding region runs from base 285 to 977 and encodes 230 amino acids. The transcript has a single exon.
GAGGGAACCUUUGCCUGCAUGAAGGCAGCAUACGACUGUGGUAUCAACUUCUUCGACUGCGCCGAGGGGUACGCCGAUGGCAAGUCUGAGAUCGUCAUGGGAAAAGCCAUUAAACAUUUCGGCUGGAAGAGGAACGAUCUGGUGGUUUCCACCAAGGUAUGUCCCUCGCCCGACUGCAAGCAAGGCGGGCGAUGCUGAUGAAGUAAUAGCUUUACUGGGGAGGCGCAUUUGGCGACAACAUUGUCAACAACAAAGGUCUUUCGAGGAAGCACGUCCUGGAAGGCAUGGCUGCGUCGCUCAAGCGUCUAGAUCUCGAAUACGUUGAUCUUGUUUUCGCCCACCGACCUGAUCGUCAGACCCCCAUCGAGGAGACAGUCCGUGCUUUCAACCACCUCAUCACCACAGGUCAGGCUUUGUACUGGGGUACCUCCGAGUGGAAUGCCGACGAGAUUGCCCAGGCAUGGCGGUACGCCGAUAAGCUUGGGCUCAUCGGCCCCUUGAUGGAGCAGCCUGCAUACAACAUGCUGAACCGCGAGAAGGUUGAGUUGGAGUACGCUCAUCUAUACCGCGAGACUGGUCUGGGGCUCACGACGUUUUCUCCGCUGAACAAGGGCCUCCUGACGGGAAAAUACAAGAAUGGCAUCCCCGACGAUUCGCGCUUCGCUCAGACUGACGUGCCCUUUAUCAAGGACUUCCUGAGCAAGAACCCCAAGGAGAAGUGGGAUCCCGUCAUCCGCCAGGUCAACUCGCUGGAGCCUAUCGCUGAGAAGUUGGGCAUCAGCCAGGGCACAUUGGCCUUGGCUUGGGUUCUGGCCAACCCGAACGUCAGUUCCGCCAUUAUUGGAGCCAGCAGGCCUGAGCAGGUGUUCCAGAAUGUGAAGGCCCUUGAGGCUGUGGAGAAGUUGACGCCAGAGAUUCUGAAGGAGAUCGAUGAGCUAUUGGGGAACAAGCCAGCAGAGAUCACGCAGAGGUUCUAGGAUUCUAGAGCAAAUAAUGAACGAGAGUGUCACGGUCAGCAAUAUAUAGACUCAUGGUAAAAAGUACGAAUACGUGCACUUCUUGAUCGUUGUUGUAAGUUACGUUGACCACAGGGAGCUUCCGUAGCAAACAGAGGAUCGUCUGCAACGAGGGUAGGUGGUCAUUGGUCGGCCCAACUCAAUACAUGGUCUUAAGCGG